AUGAGGAGCAUGUGUCGUCCGGCCGUCCUGCUGCCGGUUCUGCUGCUGUGGUCUGUGUGUAGUGUGUGGGAAGUGCAGGCGGAUGUCAGGACGGUGAAGCUGUGCGGCAGAGAGUUCAUCCGCGCGGUCGUCUAUACGUGUGGAGGCUCCAGGUGGAGGAGGCUCAGCAGCCCGCAGGAUGGAGAAGGUUUUCUGAAUGGAGGGGUCAGCUCCAGUGUUGAGGAUCUCGGAGAGAGUCUGGACUCUGCUGUAAGCAGACGAGACCUCGAUAGCGUUUGCUGUCAGUUUGGCUGUAAGAAAAGUGACCUGACGUUCCUCUGCUGA
Messenger RNA from Danio rerio (zebrafish), 324 nucleotides. It is a transcript of the gene insl5a, whose product is annotated as insulin-like 5a. Gene Ontology annotation, cellular component: extracellular region. NCBI's taxonomy places the organism in Eukaryota, Metazoa, Chordata, Actinopteri, Cypriniformes, Danionidae. Gene Ontology annotation, biological process: signal transduction. The record is from RefSeq and is marked provisional. Gene Ontology annotation, molecular function: hormone activity.